AUAGGACUGAAUGUGCUGGGCUGAUGCUUCUCCACUUCUCUCCAUUUUUCACUUGAUGUCAAGGAAGAAAGACUGAGACGGGACAGCAUGUUAUCAGAGGACAGCCUUGAAGUAACCUCACGGACUCAUGGGGCUUCUACUGCUGAGCCUGAUUCUCCGGUACUGGAUCAACGCCGUGGAGGCAGGUUUGUGUUCAGCCGGCAGUACUGUGACUUGUGACGACUGUCUGCAACUCAGCCCCCAGUGCGCCUGGUGCACACAGGAGAAUUUCACAGACUGGUUUUCAGUCACACAAAGAUGUGACACACUGGAUGUCUUACUGGAAAAGGGAUGUGCCAGGAACCAGCUGCAGUUCCCUGUUUCCAAACACCAGAUCCUUCAGGAUCAGCCACUUGGGAAGAAGAUGGGCAGCACUAAUAGCACACAGAUAUUCCCUCAAAAAAUGUCCCUCGAGCUCCGACCUGGCAGUGAGGUGACCUUCCAGGUGAAGGUUCAACACACAGAGGACUAUCCUGUGGACAUGUACUACCUGAUGGACCUGUCAGCAUCCAUGUUCGACGAUCUGAAGAUGAUCAAAGACUUGGGCUCUACUUUGUCAAAAGAAAUGGCGAAGCUCACGAGUAAAUUUCGAAUGGGCUUUGGCUCUUUUGUGGAGAAACCCUUGUUGCCCUUCAUCAAGAUCACAGAAGAAGAACUGGCCAACCCGUGCAGCCGUGUAGACGACACCUGCUUACCAACGUUUGGCUACAAGCACGUCUUGUCUCUGACGAGCAACACCAGCAAGUUCAAUGAGAUAAUCGCCGUGCAGCAUAUAUCUGCAAACAUUGACGACACGGAGUGUGGUUUCGACGCCAUCAUGCAAGCAGCCGUUUGUGGGGACAAGAUCGGCUGGAGGAACGACUCCAUGCGUUUGCUGGUGUUUGUCAGCGAUGGCAACUCACACUUCGGGAUGGACAGCAGGCUGGCCGGUAUUGUGAUUCCCAAUGACGGGCAGUGCCACCUGGAUGCCAACAAUGAAUACUCAAAGUCCACAGUGCAUGAAUAUCCAACUCUUGGUCAGCUGAUUGAUAAGCUGGUGGAAAACAACAUCUUGCUGAUAUUUGCAGUGACAGAAGACCAGAAAGACAACUACAUGAACUAUGCAGAUCUCAUACCUGGUGCCACCGUUGGAGUGGUGGCGAAAGACUCGCGGAACAUCCUGGAACUGAUUGUAACAGCAUACAAAGAACUUCGCUCAGAGAUUGAACUAGAGGUCCUUGGAGCCACGAAGGAGCUGCACAUGUCUUUCACAACCAUUUGCCCUAAUGGAACUAUCCUCCCUGAUCUAAAACGCUGCUCCAACAUCAAACCAGGAGAGACGGUAGUGUUCAAUGUGUCUGUGGAGCUUCUGGGAUGCCUGUCAGGAGUUCGGCACUUUUCCCUCAGACCUGUAGGCCUUCAGGACAGUUUGGAGAUAGAAGUGCAGUCCCUUUGUUCCUGUGACUGCCGGCAGCCUCCAAAGUCAGACAGCAGCCAGUGCACUGAGGGCCAAGGGGUUUUCCAGUGCGGCGUGUGCAUAUGUCAGCCGGGCUUCCUGGGAGCGCAGUGCGAAUGCAAUGAGGAGAGCACUUUGUUGAGCAACUGCCUCGCAAACAAUGAGUCUGAAAUAUGCAGUGGUCAGGGGCAGUGCUACUGUGGACAGUGUGUGUGUCAUGCAUCCAGUUUUGGGCGCAUCUACGGUCCCUACUGCGAGUGUGACAAUUACUCCUGUGUUCGCUUCCAUGGGGAGCUCUGCGGAGGCCAUGGAGUGUGUGACUGCGGAGAGUGUGUUUGUGAACACGGAUGGAAAGGGCAGUACUGUAACUGCAGCACCAGCAUGGAGGCGUGCACAUCUGAGGAUGGCUCACUUUGCAGCGGCAGGGGGAAAUGUGUGUGUGGCCACUGUGUCUGCACUGUACCCGGAGCAUCUGGGGACAAGUGUGAGAAGUGUCCAACCUGUGGAAGCUCCUGUACAUCUGCAAGGACCUGUGUAGAGUGCCAUCUUCAAGAUAAGGAUGAUGCUGAGUCAUGUGAUCAAAGGUGCAGCGCUACUACAAUUUCCAUCAAUACAACAGGAGAUUAUGACAGGAGUCCUUCUAUGUCAUGCACGUUUAUGAUGAAGAAUGAGUGCUGGGCGUCAUUUAAAGUGGUGGAAGGUGAGACGGACACCACUGCCUAUGAUCUGCAGAUGUACGGAUGUCCAGAGCCACCCAACAUCCCCAUGAUUCUUCUUGGGGUCUCCCUUUCUGUCGUCUGUAUCGGCCUGAUCCUGCUGGGUGUGUGGAAGGUGUUGGUGUCAGUCCAUGACCAAAAGGAGGUGGCCAAGUUUGAGGCUGAGAGGGCAAAGGCAAACUGGCAGUCGGGGACCAACCCUCUGUUCAGGAGCUCAACAUCUACAUACAGAAAUGUAACUUAUAAAAAUGCACAGAAAGAAAAGGCUAUCACAAUGAAUCACUACUGAUGACGAACUGGAUGCGUCUGAGUGCACUUAAGUGUGUGACUUUGUGUGUGUAUGAGACAGAGAAUAGUUUUUGUACGAAUCGUUGUGUUAAUUCAGAGAUGUCCUAGCACAGUAGACAACACUGUGAACAGACGAACACUGCGAGAUGAAUUUGCUGCUGUAGAAGUGCACUGUACUGUCAAACACUGGACAUUUCUAUUUCAUGGCCCUACAUGUACUGCAACUUGGAACUUGGAAAGGAGAAGUCUACACUACAAGUGAUCUACUACUGAAUGAAAAUGUAUAAAUAUACAGGUGUAAGAGAUGUUUUUUUGGGUAAUAAUGUGUCUAUUGUUUUACUGUAAAACAAGGCUGAGCCUUUAAUUUUAAUAACUGUUGUUCUGAGUUUU
Messenger RNA from Pelmatolapia mariae (spotted tilapia), 2868 nucleotides. It is a transcript of the gene itgb6, whose product is annotated as integrin, beta 6. The transcript is spliced from 16 exons. Gene Ontology annotation, cellular component: integrin alphav-beta6 complex; focal adhesion; cell surface. Gene Ontology annotation, biological process: cell-matrix adhesion; cell migration; cell adhesion mediated by integrin. The record is from RefSeq and is a predicted model, not a curated record. Gene Ontology annotation, molecular function: integrin binding. Bases 128 to 2479 code for a protein of 783 amino acids. Lineage: Eukaryota; Metazoa; Chordata; Actinopteri; Cichliformes; Cichlidae.